AUGCCUGACACGGACAAGUUUCUUUUCGAGCUGCGCGCCAAAUACAGCGACAACAAGGGCAAGGGGAUGUGGGACCCCAUUACACGGGAAUACAACGAGAGGUUCAAGACACAGUUUGAUCGGGCCGCGCUCCAAAUGAAAGUCUCAAGAGCAAAGUCCAAGUGGAUACAGUGGCAUGAAAAGGAUGUAAGUUUGCAAGGCUGA
Molecule: messenger RNA, 204 nt
Organism: Verticillium alfalfae VaMs.102
Lineage: Eukaryota; Fungi; Ascomycota; Sordariomycetes; Glomerellales; Plectosphaerellaceae
Exons: 1
Coding region: 1-204 (67 amino acids)
Source: RefSeq, a predicted model, not a curated record